Talaromyces marneffei is the source of this 234-nucleotide messenger RNA. RefSeq lists its product as uncharacterized. The record is from RefSeq and is a predicted model, not a curated record. NCBI's taxonomy places the organism in Eukaryota, Fungi, Ascomycota, Eurotiomycetes, Eurotiales, Trichocomaceae. The transcript is spliced from 3 exons. Bases 1 to 234 code for a protein of 77 amino acids.
AUGCGGAAGAACGCGGGCAUACGCCGCCGUUCCAAACUGCCCAGCUCCCAUCAGGUUGUAACCUUCCAUCUUCCUGAUCAAACUCUCUUAGCCAGACAGAUCACUCUUACGGGGGUGGUCAUCAACACCGGCAAAAUUUUCUCCAACUCUCUUAACUCUCGUCACCACCCGUUCAACGGUUCCCGACGCUCAUCCGCUCGUGGAGGGGCAUCGGGCUCAAUCUAUUCUCAUUAA